AUGUCAGAGGCAUUACUUUUAGUUGGCAUCAAAGCAGAUGAUACACCUGAAAUCACAGAAAUUGUGACAGUUCAGCUUGACAGCAUAGAGCCCUCUGACACCCAGCGACUGAGACCUGGCUCAACAUCUGUGACCAUCACUAUUAAUGCUAAUGACAAUCCAGGCGGAACACUGCAGUUUUCUCCAAAGAUGAACCUCUCCUAUGUUGUUACAGAAGAUGGUGAUCCUAUUGAGGUGAUUGUGGAGCGUACAGGUGGUGCUUUGAUGAUGACUGAAGUUCAGUAUUCCAUUAUACCCAAUGGUACUAACCAGUUUUAUGGAGCUACAAACAUCCUUGCCUUUCCUCCAGGGAAAAGAGAAGUUUCAUCCCAAAUUCUGGCCAAAAAAGACGGCAUUCCAGAGCUUACAGAAAAGUAUACUCUUAUCCUGACACCAGUGGGAAGUCCACCUUCAGUUCUUGGCAGCCGCACUUCAAUUGACAUCACUAUCUUGAGUAGUGACAGCCCAAAUGGCAUUAUUCAAUUUAGUUCUAAUCCAACAACCAUAUUAACAGUUGAGGGUCAGCUGGGUGAAGAAAUCAACUUGACCAUCCCAGUUAGCCGAAUUAAUGGCACUUACGGCACGAUUACAGUCCCUUGGGCAAUCUCACCAUCCCCGCAAGAUGACCUGACUCCUUCCUCUGGAGUUCUGGUGUUUCAACCUGGGCAGAGUACACAGACAGUUUUGCUAAUAGUGAAAAAUGACAACAUACCAGAGGGGAAUGAAACUUAUGCACUGCAGUUAUCAACACCCCAGGGAGGUGCUUUGCCAGGCAUUCCAAUGGUAGCAACCAUUGUUAUACAAGAGAAUGAUAACCCGGUGGAGUUUGUUGAUCCGGUUCAGUACGUUUAUGAGCCACAGACGGUCAACCUUAUCAUCAGAAGGCAAGGUAGACUGGAUAAAUCAGGCAGAGUCCACUACAGAACACUGGAUGGUUCAGCUUCCUAUCUAGAAGGAGACUACACUCAGAUCCAACCACAAGAACUGACAUUUAACAUUGGACAGCAGGACAAAGCAAUAACAGUUGUUGUGCUGGAUGAUGACAUUCCUGAAGGAAAUGAGACAUUUUCAGUACAGUUGUUUGAUGUUGGAGGUGACCUCAUCACCACGAAUAAAUCUACUGCCACCAUAGUCAUUCUUUCUAAUGAUCAAGCUUAUGGGGUUUUCAGUUUUGAUCAGCCUGCAAAUAUUCAAGUAGAGGAAGGAAGCACUGCAUUUUAUACUGUGAUACGAAACCGUGGUAGUUUUGGAUCAGUACGUUUGUACUGGGAGCUGAGAUCUCAGAACAACAUUGCAUUGAUACCUGGGGAUGACUUUCAGACAACAAGUGGUCAGCUGGACUUUGCUCCCCAAGAGAACACCAAGCAGCUGGGAGUUAGUCCACUAGCUGACAAUGUGCCAGAAACCACAGAACAGUUUUUGUUGGUGUUAACUCGGGUUGAUGCUCUAGAUGGCAGAACUGAUGGAAACUUAGCAUCACUUGCUACAAGUGGUACAAUAGCCACGGUAAGAGUGACUUCAAGUGAUGAUCCCUAUGGGCGUUUGGCCUUUGCAAAGGAUUCUCAGGAUUUAAGCAUUGCUGAGGACUUUUACCCAGGCUAUGAAAGUAGCACACAGGCUGUAUUUACUGUAGAACGAAGACAGGGUACACAGAAUGAAAUCAAGGUCUUGUGGGAGAUUUUUUCAGACCAACUGGCUGGAAUUCUUCCAGCAAUUCAUGACAUGCUGUUCACUGGCCGUUGGCCAAGUGCUAUGUCACAGGCACAGUCAAAGCAGAGAGCAGGAACAUCUACUCCUGUUGCACAGUUUUCAGGGUCUGCAGGUCAAUAUAUAGUGGUACCUAUAGAGGCCUGGCCUGCUUUAAAACUGGUCCCUGAUGGCUUCUCAUUGUCUGCAUGGUUGCAGCCUUUGGCAAGUACAGAUGGGUAUAUUUUAGCCUAUGCUACUGAGAAUGGCAACACAGACUAUCUAAGUCUCAGGGUAACUGUAACAGAGACAAAAACUACUUUGGGUCUUCAAGUGUCUACAGAGAUGCAGUCUAAUCAGCAGGUGAUUGUAGAAACCAGCAUUCUGAUUAGAGAUGGAAACUGGCAUCAUGUUUUUGUGGCUGUGGGAAGUGCAUCAGCCAGUUUUUACAUGGAUGGACAAUUAGCAGGUUCACGGUCUGUCAUUGGCACAACAGUUUUGAAUGGUUCUGGACUGGUGUUUGUUGGAGCUCAGCCUCCAGGAUCCAGUUUGUACACUGGCUAUAUGCAAGAUGUUCGACUGUUUAUGAAAGCUAUGGAUGUUAAUGCAGUGAAUGAGCUCUAUCAGUCUUCCCCGUACAAAGACCUCACAUUAAUAUCUGGAAUCUUAUCCUACCCUUCUGGAGUUAAAAAUCAAAGUUUUACAGUUGCAUCUCGUCAAGACAUAGAAGAAGAAGGAAAAGAAGUCUUUGCUGUAAUCUUGCUGGAUACCACAGGGGGUGCUUCUCUUGCAGUUCCAGAUUCACGCACAACACUAACAGUUCUGAAAAGUGACAAUGCUAAUGGACUGUUUGGCUUUUCUGGGCCAUGUGAACCACCACGAGUCCUAAAUGAGAAUGGAACGGUAAUCUGCCCAGUACAGCGUACACGAGGAGAUGAUGGCACUGUCAGUGUGUUCUGGGUGGUUAAUGAAAUACAGGGGCAGACGUUUCAGCAAGCUGCAGCUGAUUUUGAUCAAAGCAAUGGAACAGUUGUCUUCUUGCCUGGAGAAAGACAAAAGACUAUAGAGCUUCAUGUAACAGAUGAGACAGUACCAGAGCUUGAUGAGCUGUUCAGUGUUCAGCUAACAUCUGUCGCUUCAGAUGAUGGCUUGGUUGGCUCCACCAAUACUAGCGGUGCAAGUAUUGACAGCUCACGAGCAAGUUCCCAAGUAGUUAUUCAAGAAAAUGACUACCCUUAUGGCCUUUUGCAGUUUUCAAAUAAGCCUAAUGAAAUCCCUCCAGUCAAUGUAAGAAUACAGCCAACAUCCAGUGAGGCAGAAGUUCAAGUGAGUGAAGAGGGAGGACUUGUGCCCCUUGUUGUUCAGAGAACUCAGGGAUUGCUAGGAACAGUGCGAGCAGAAUGGAGAACCAAGGAUCUCACAGCAUUUAGUGAGGGCAAGUCUCCACCAGAUUAUGUGGGCGGAGUAGGCAGCAUCACAAUGGGACCUGGUGUCAACUACGCCUUUAUCAAUAUCACAGUCAAGGACAACAGUUUACCAGAAGCAGAAAAGAAAUUUCAGGUGGAACUUAUAAACCCUUCUGGUGGGGCAGCUUUGGGCCCAGCUUCCAAGGUUAAUGUGACAAUCCAAGCAUCAGAUGGAGCAUUUGGUGUUUUCCAGUUUGCUGAUACCUCUCUGAGUAUUCGGGGAACAGAGGAUGGUGAUGAGGGAUAUAACAUUGUCAGUUUGCAGGUUAUGAGACUUGCAGGCUCCAUCGGUGCAGCAAGUGUUUCCUGGAAAGUUCAGGAGGAUCAAGAUGACGGGCUAGACAUUAUCAAUCAAUCAGGGGUUCUGACGUUUCAGCCUGGAGAAACUAAUCGUCCAAUUGACCUGCAAGUGAGAGGAGAUACGGUUCCAGAGCUGGAUGAAACUGUUGUAGUAAAAUUGCUAGUAGCAACAGGGGGACAACUUGGGGAUUCCUUGAAGACAUCUGCCACAGUUAUUAUAGCUGCUAAUGAUGACCCUUAUGGAAAAUUCAUAAUAACCUCAGCUUUUAGACCUGCAAUUGAAACAGAAGCUAACAAAGACAUUAGUGUCAUUGUCCAACGACUUGGAGGUAAAUAUGGAUCUGUUAUGGUAGACUUUGCCUCAUUAGACCCAGGUGAAGCAUACGUGUUCCUGCCUGGGCCUGUGACUAGAGCAGACACCAGUGAUUUUCAACCGGCACGAGGCACUCUUAGUUUUGGUCCUAAUCAAGAGUUUGCCGACUUUAAAGUCCACAUUGUAGAUGAUCAGCUUCCAGAGCAGGAUGAAAGCAUUUUUGUUCGACUAAAUUCUGUAAGACUGGUUCAAGCUGCACAGCUAGCUCCUGUUCAGUCAUCACCUCGUUUAGGACUGGAUUCAGAAACCUAUGGACAGAUCAUCAUUUUAAGUAAUGAUGAUGCUAGUGGCCGUCUUCUGUUGUUGCCUUCACUCAUAUCAGUUGAGGAAACAAAUCUUACACCUGCAGUCAAUGUUGUUAGAACAGGAGGAUCUCUUGGUGAGGUGUCUGUAUCAUUCCAAGUUAUUGAUGGCACAGCCAUGCAAAAUGUGGACUAUAUCAUUCUGAGUACGGUUGUCAGUCUGUCACCUGGAGAGACAAGCAAACGAGUGCCUUUUGAGAUUGUUGAUGAUCGUGUGCCAGAAAUGUCUGAAACAUUCACCAUUCAGCUCUUGAAUAAGAUCUCAGGAGGUGCAGUCCUUGGUGAUCAGAUAUCUACAAUUGUUACAAUUCUACCUUCUGAUGAUCCUAAUGGAGUUUUUGAGUUUGUCUCAAAAGGCCAGACUGUUGAAGAGGGCACACAGCCAUACACAGUAGAUGUGACAGUCUCUAGAACAGGAGGACUCAUGGAUGUAGUAACUGUUGCUUGGACUGCUAAUUCCAAUGGUGGACCAGUGUUAGAUGACAUCUCUCCAGGAUCAGGUUCUUUAUACUUUGUUAGCAAUGAAGCCAGCUUGAAAAUCACACUCACCAUACUCCCAGACAACAUUCCAGAGGGCUCUGAGGAUUUUGUUAUAACUCUACUGAGUGCCACAAAUGGUGGACGAAUAGGAGAGAAGAAUACUUAUAUUCUCACUAUAGUACCUAAUGACAGUCCGCAUGGGACAGUGGAGCUUUCAUCACAUUCUUAUUUUAUUCCUGAAGAUCCUGGUGAAGGGCCACAGGUAGUUCAGAUUAUCAGGAGAGGUGGUACUUAUGGAAUUCUUCGUGUCUACUAUUCCACACUACAAAUGUCAGUGUUGGAGUUGAUCAGCACAGGUGGCCUGAAACCACUGGACAUCUAUGCAACACCAUUAGCUGGUGCACCUACUGAAUCUGGAUCGCAAGUGGAUGUUUCCCAGUCUUCUAUGUGCUAUAGCUUCUCUCUUCAGCAGAUUGAUGUAUAUACCGUGUGUACUUGGUAUACUAAGACAUUUAGUCCUGCCACUCUACGAACAGCUGCUAAAGGAAACUAUUAUGAAAUAGAUCAAACAAAGUUAUCAAACCUGAUGACUACCCAAGCCAGAGGUGGAGAAGACUUUGCUGUAGUCUCAGGACAGUUCAUUUUGUUUGGUGAUGGCCAAACAACCACAGUGAUUCCUAUUCCUGUGAUCGAUGACAAUAUACCUGAACUGGAUGAGAAGUUCUACAUCAGACUGACAGCUAUUGCAGUAGAUGAUGGUAACCGUAGUACCUCGGAUACUCCUAUGUUAGGACAACUGCGGCAAAGCAUAAUCACUAUCAGAAGCAGUGACAGUGCCUUUGGAAUGUUCCGUCUGUACAGUGCAUCAGCCGGUCCUAACGCUCGAGUGUUUGAAGUUAAUGAGAUCAACAGGCUUUCCGUGGACUUGGUUGUGGAGAGAUCUGGUGGGAGCAUGGGUGCUGUGUCAGUAGAGUGGAUUGUGAGUUUUGUAAACAGGACAGCCACGUACAAUCAAGACUAUAUAGCAGAUGGAGCCACAUUGCAGUUUAACCCAGGUCAAAUCACACGUGUGUUUGCUGUGACCAUAUUAGAUGACUCUAUACCAGAAGACAGUGAGGAAUUUACAGUUCAGCUAGCAAACCCAACUGGAGGUUCUACACUGAGCACCUUGAGUUCCAUAAGAAUUAUAAUCCUGGCUAAUGACAAUGCUGCUGGUGUUUUAUCCUUUGAGAAAUCAUCAUUGCUAGUGAAUGAAG
Molecule: messenger RNA, 5902 nt
Organism: Candidula unifasciata
Lineage: Eukaryota; Metazoa; Mollusca; Gastropoda; Stylommatophora; Geomitridae
Source: the annotation of a GenBank genome assembly